This is a messenger RNA of Pseudozyma flocculosa PF-1, 2511 nucleotides long. RefSeq lists its product as uncharacterized. The coding region runs from base 1 to 2511 and encodes 836 amino acids. Gene Ontology annotation, cellular component: nucleus; RNA polymerase II transcription regulator complex. The transcript is spliced from 2 exons. The record is from RefSeq and is a predicted model, not a curated record. Gene Ontology annotation, molecular function: DNA-binding transcription activator activity, RNA polymerase II-specific; transcription cis-regulatory region binding. NCBI's taxonomy places the organism in Eukaryota, Fungi, Basidiomycota, Ustilaginomycetes, Ustilaginales, Ustilaginaceae.
AUGCAGACCGUCAUUGCGCCCCAACCUUUGACAUCUGCUGCCGCCACACCUGGUCCAAGCAAGCGCCUAGCGAACGGCGUCGCCCUCGCUCCACGUCCCCCAGCAUCGUCCAAGCCCGCCCCUGCCCUCGCACCUGCGCCCGAGACGGGCUCCACUCCUGCAGUGACGAGGCCGCCCCCGAGCUCACUCAUCCCAACACCGACCACCCCCAGCAAUGCUAGCUCGCCCCCUGCCGAUGGCAAUCCCGAGAAGAAGAGCGCUGGCGGCUCGUCUAUACAGCCGAGCAAGGAAUGGGUCCUACCAGCCAGGGCGAAGCCGGGCAGGAAACCGAGCGAGACGGAGCCACCGACUAAACGCAAGGCGCAAAACAGGGCAUCGCAGCGGGCAUUCCGCGAACGCAAGCAGAUGUACCUGGCCGACCUGGAAGCCAAGGUGGCCGCUUACGAAAAGGCCGAAAUCGACCGCUCCGUCGAAAUACAAAAGGCGGCCAAACGACUCAAGGACGAGAACGAUGCCCUCAAGAGGGAGAACGCCGGCCUCAAGGAAAAAGUGCGCCAGCUUGAAACCUUUGCCGCGUCAGUUCGAGCAGGCGCCAAGCUACCAGCGCCCCUCGCAGCAUCCAGGAACGGUCCGGGCUGCAAGGCUCCGGCCCACGAAGCGAAGCCCAAGGCUGCUCCUCGCAAGGGCGUCCUCACCGUGCCGGGAAGCAGCAAAAACGCGCCUGUCGCUUCCAAGGGCGGGGUGCGAUUCGCCGACGAAGUGGCAGCCAGGACACCAAUAUCCGCACCGGUGUCGGCCCAACCCUCGAUGCCGGCUCCCGUUGUUCCAGCAAGGGCCACCACCCAAGCUGCACCUGCACGUUCGCUCCCACAAGAUGGCCUCGAGAAGGAAGCGAUGCCCAUAUCGCUGAAGCGACCGAUCGCUCCCUCAACGGUGCCCUCGGCUCCGCUCUGGAGCAUCCAGCCGCCCAUGAUUGCAGAACCUCCUUCGAGAGCAAGCGCUACACUUUCGCCCCCGCUGAUGGGUCAAGACCACGCGAUCCACAUCGAAGGAGGCUGCGGCUUCUGCACGGAAGCAUCGCCGUGCGUCUGUGCAGACGACUUCCUCAACCUCGACAGCAGCGAAAAGGACGAUAGCCCCAAGUCGGUGCACAUCGCCAAAGGGCCCACGGGUCGCACUUCGGCGAGCUCGGACGCCGUGCCCCUACGGCAACCGAGGGACGCGACGAUGGAGCCGGUCGAGAAGCAGAACCCCAACAUGCGCAUCGACGCGCUCACCAAUGCCGCCGCUUCCGGUAGCCAGCUCGGUCGCAAACGCCUCUGGUACACGAUUCCACCCUCGGAGGAGGCGCCAACCGUAUGCCCGACCUCGACGCCUCGCAACGCUGCCGUACCGGAAAGAGCAAAGCCGCUGCAGCCCAAAAAGCGACUCUGGUACACGGUGCCAGCAUCAGCAGAGCAGUCCUUCAACAGCGGCGUCUCGUCGACGUCAAAUCGGCCGGCGGACCUGCAGCUGUCGACAGCCGCGUCCGAGCCCUUUGAGCCAGUCUGUACCGGCGAUCCGAGUUCCUGUGGCGCCUGCUCUGGAGACCCGGGUCUAGCAGCGUUCUGCGAGGCCGUGACCAACAGCGUGCAGGGUGGACAGGCUGCCUUCACCUCGUGGGACGCCGGCAACGCGGUACCGCUCGCAUCCCGCCCGAGGAGCGGCAGUGGCACAACACCGCAGAAGGUCGGAGCGCUGCAGCGCCCGGCGUUGGGCAGAUUCAGCACGACGGGCCACCUCGCGCCGUCGUCGUCUACCGACCCGCGACACCUGGCCCCACCCACCACGCCGUCAUCUUACGCCGGCGUCUCGCCACGCCAUCAGACCGAGACGAUCCCAUCGGCGUGGAGGCAGAUCCGAGCCCAUCCGCGCUUCAACCAGUGGCAAGGCGGUCUGGACCUGCUCGCCGAGGUGGUCUCCAGGCGGAGCGGAUCGAUUCAUUCUCCCCUGCUGGGCGAACGUGAGGCACAGCGUGCGGCGCGCGCAGCCAGCGUGGAGAUCGAGCCGCUCCGCCGCACUUCGACUGCCAAUGUCGAAUCGCACGAUCGAGCCACCAAGACCACACACGGACGCACGGCCACCGGCGACGGCCCAGUGCCCAAGCUGCUCCAUACGACCUCUGACAUGAGCGUAUCUCAGGCGGCGUCGAUCAAGAGGGAGCGAGAUGACGAGAUGGACCUGGACUCCAUCGCGGCAGGCGGGCACUCCUCGAUGGCGACGCGCGAGUCGAAACGACGCCGUAUCCUCGUCGAGCGCGAGGCGGUGCAGGAGGCGCUGGCGCUGCUGGACCGCGGCACGGCGCAGUUCCCCGUCCUCACCUCUGCGCUACCGACCCGCUCCCAGCGACGCGACUCUGCGGCGUCAGAAUCGUCGGCUCGACACCACCUGCACGAGGAUGCGGACGAGCCCUGCCCCUGUCCGUGGUGGAGGCCGGCCCAGGUGUACCCGGCCAACUUCAGAAUGGGUUGA